GCAGCUCAGCUCCUGCUUCACUGAGCCUGAAGCUCUCCUUCACCAAGACACAGCGCGAACCUACAGAGAAGAUCUUAACAACUGCUCUGGAGGACUGACGAUCCUGAACCAUGCGUCUCACCCCCCAAACCCUCUGUUUCCUUUUCCCUUUCCUUUUUCUUAUCACUUUUUCUGUCCCCUCAAAUGCUGGCUCCCAUGAACAACCCUCCUCCAGUGCCAACUGUACUCAAGGUGAUGUCUGCUCUGAGGGUGUGAUCUUACCAGUAUGGAACCCCCAGAAUCCCUCAGUGGGUGAUAAAGUGGCUCGUGCCAUUGUCUACUUUGUGGCCUUGGUGUACAUGUUCCUAGGGAUGUCGAUCAUUGCUGAUCGCUUUAUGUCUUCCAUUGAGGUAAUCACCUCCCAAGAAAAGGAGAUCACCAUCAAGAGGCCCAACGGUGAGACCUGCACAGCUACAGUGCGCAUCUGGAAUGAGACUGUCUCAAACUUAACCCUUAUGGCUCUUGGAUCUUCAGCUCCUGAGAUCCUGCUUUCAGUCAUUGAGGUGUGUGGGCACAAAUUUGAGGCUGGACAUCUCGGCCCAAGCACCAUCGUGGGCAGUGCUGCCUUCAACAUGUUUGUCAUCAUUGGCCUCUGUAUUUACGUGGUGCCUGAUGGUGAGACUAGGAAGGUCAAGCACCUGCGAGUCUUCUUUGUGACGGCAGCAUGGAGUAUCUUUGCCUAUGUGUGGCUCUAUGUCAUCCUCUGUGUGUCAUCCCCUGGUGAGGUAGAGGUUUGGGAGGCUGUGCUCACCUUCCUCUUUUUCCCUGUAUGCGUGGUGCAGGCAUGGGUUGCCGACCGCCGCCUCUUCUUCUACAAGUACAGUCGCAAGCACUAUCGUGCUGACAAGAGCCACGGCAUUGUUGUGGAGACAGAAGGAGGAGAUGAGGGAGUGAAGGAGACAGCCUUCAACAAGAUGGACAUGUUGGAGCUGGACGGCAUGGCAGCCCAUCUGGAUGGAAUGCUGGGGGGAGAGGAUGGACUUGGAGGACGUGAUCAUGAGGACGAGGCCAGGAGAGACAUGGCCAGGACACUGAAGGAGCUCAAGCAGAGACACCCAGAUAAAGAUAUGGAGCAGCUUAUAGAGAUGGCCAACUAUCAGGUGCUGAUGCAGCAGCAGAAGAGCCGAGCAUUUUAUCGUAUUCAAGCCACAAGGAUGAUGACUGGAGCAGGGAACAUUCUGAAGAAGCAUGCAGCUGAUCAGGCCCGGAAGGUGGUGAGCAGUGGAGAGACACGGGAGCAGGAAGACGACCCCUACACCAUAUGCUUGGAUUUUGAGCCUGCACUCUACCAGUGCUUUGAAAACUGUGGCCUGCUGAAACUCACAGUGGCAAGACAUGGGGGAGAUGCAGGGUGCACCGUAAAGGUUGACUUUCGUACAGAAGAUGGCACGGCAAAUGCUGGCUCUGAUUAUGAAUUUGCUGAAGGCACUCUGGUCUUCAAGCCUGGAGAAACCCUUAAAGAAGUGACUGUGGGCAUAAUUGACGAUGACAUCUUUGAGGAGGAUGAGUACUUCUAUGUACACCUGAGCAACCCACGCAUUGUGGGCGGGCCCGACGGCCACCUGGCAGACGGAGGCACUCCGGCUCAGAAGGCAGCUCUGGGAGAGGCUCACACGGCCACGGUGACCAUCUAUGAUGAUGACCAUGCUGGAAUCUUCACUUUUGAGAGUGAGUCAACACGGGUCAGUGAGAGUGUGGGCAUCAUGCAAGUGAAGGUCCAGAGGACGUCUGGUGCCCGAGGUCUUGUUGCUGUCCCCUAUCGCACUGUCAAUGGUACGGCCCGUGGCGGAGAAGAUUAUGAGGAAACUUCUGGAAAACUGGAGUUCAAAAAUGACGAGACCAUGAAGAUUAUUGAAGUGAAGAUCAUUGAUGAUGAGGAGUAUGAGAAAAACAAAACUUUCACUAUUGAAUUGGGCGAGCCUGUUCUCCUGGAGAUUGGACAGAAACAUGGGGACUCCAAUGAGAACAAGCCUGCAGUAGGAGCAGAGGAAGAAGAGGUAGCUAAGAUGGGAUGUCCCAGUCUAGGAGACCACACCAGGCUGGAAGUGGUGAUUGAGGAGUCCUAUGAGUUCAAGAGUACAGUGGAUAAGCUCAUUAAAAAGACCAAUCUGGCUCUGGUAGUCGGAAGCAGCAGCUGGAGGGAGCAGUUUGUCAGCGCAGUUACUGUGAGCGCAGGUGAUGAUGAUGAGGAAGAGAGUGGUGAAGAGCGCCUUCCUUCCUGCUUCGACUACAUCAUGCACUUCCUUACGGUCUUCUGGAAAGUUCUGUUCGCCUUCGUGCCGCCCACUGAGUACUGGAACGGCUGGGCAUGUUUCAUCGUAUCAAUCUCUUUGAUUGGCAUCUUAACAGCAGUGACGGGUGAUCUGGCCUCCCACUUCGGCUGCACCAUCGGUCUGAAGGACUCCGUUACCGCUGUGGUGUUUGUAGCACUGGGCACCUCCAUUCCAGACACCUUUGCUAGUAAGGUAGCUGCCAUUCAGGACCAGUAUGCUGACGCUUCCAUCGGGAACGUGACAGGCAGCAACGCGGUGAACGUGUUCCUGGGCAUCGGUGUGGCGUGGACCAUCGCCGCUGUGUACUGGCGCAGCAAGGGCAAAGCCUUCGACGUGGACCCAGGCUCUCUGGCGUUCUCUGUUACACUUUUUACUGCGCUCUGCGUGGUGUGUGUGAGCGUGUUGCUGUAUCGCCGGCGCCCCUCGGUGGCUGGAGGAGAACUGGGUGGCCCACGGACUUGCAAACUGGUGACAUCGUUACUUUUCAUCGGUCUUUGGCUUAUUUACAUUUUAUUGGCCUCACUGGAAGCAUACUGCCACAUUCCUGGAUUCUGAGACAGAAAUCAAGCAUGUGAAAAGACUUUAAGUUCACUUCUCACACUAGAUAAACAGCUUCAUUCACGUUUUAGUAUUUAAAUUGAACUGUGAGUGUCAUGUUCCACAAUUUCCCCCUCUUUAAUCCUCUCGGCUCUCUAAAGAAGUACCUUACUGUGGAUUCUUUUGUCUCUUUGCCUUACUCGAAGAACGUGUCUAUUCUAGUAACCAAUGAGCCUUUUCCUUCCCAUCUUUCCUGUUUGAGCCAAUUCAAAGCUCUUGUUUCAGAUAGAAGGACAUCUGAUUAUGUUUUUCUACUCUUUUUGAAUGGCGUCACGUGUCAGUAUUGUUCUCGUGUAAUUGUCAUUAUGAUAUUUUAAAAAGAUAAUUGGACCAAGACAGACUGUCAGCGACUAAGUGGAUAAAAUGAUGGCCUUGCUGUACAUGUUCACAUGCUUCAAAAUGGAAGAAGAUCAUAAGAAAAUGAACAGAGGAUAUGGAAAGAUAAUAAGCAGAUUCAUUGAAGGAAGACACACACUGAGAAAAUCCUCAGUCUGGACUCACAAAAGCAACUUAAAAGACCAUGAAACAGGUUUGAAAAUGAUUUGUAUGAUGCUGAAGAUGACUAUAUUAUUUAAAAUUGCAUGAGCUGGAUUUGUGGACCCUGCUGACACCCAGUUGUUGAAGAUUUCCCACUGACACAAUGAGCUAAUUUAGUCCAAGGUCACUUUUCUCUGAAUUGUUCAAGGCUCACACCUGAAUCUCAAGCAUGGCAUGAAGAAGAAAGAGCUGAGCUACGCUGUGGUGAUCUAUAUGGGCAGUAGGGGGUGACAUUUACAACAUGGACACUACCCCCAACACACCAAGGGGAGACAUGUUACUAUGGAAAUACUGAACAGAAACAGGAAAUGACCUUUGCCAUGUGUGUUCAGUGCAUGUACACACGCUCUGUCCUGCUUGUGUGUCUACAGGAAUUCACUGACUUUUAUGUGUCCCAAAAUACAAGUAUUAUUAUUGAUUUUAUAUUUAUUACUUCAUUGUUGAUGUCCAAGUCCAAUGGUACUGUACGUCAUCAGUCAUCACUGGUUUUCUGUGGUUACGGUCGAUUUGUUACAGCUGGCUUUAAUCUGUGCUGUGAAGAUAAAGUGUCUGUGACUAUUUGUAUCGUGAUUGAAUAGGAGAGGGAGAAGGAAACAGGGAAAGUUCUGACGACUUCCUUCUCCUCUCAGUCCUCUGUAUUUUUGUGCUCAGAAUAGUCAUCUACCACAGAGACGAAACAGAGACAGAGGGAAAAAAAGAAACGAGUGUGACAGAUUUAGUACUUGUGCAGAUCUUUAGCUAUUCUAAGUAGCUACUGAUGCCUGAUCCAUUGUUUUGAGUGAUCGAAUGCGUGCGUGGGGUAUUUUUAGCUGUUCCUGUUGCUAGGCGACCAUUGUGGAGUCAUUGUCGUGUGUGUGUGUGUGUGUGUGUGUGUAUUUGUGUUAAGCGCCUUAUAAGGCUUUACUUAUACUUUUCUUUCUGGCUGUCUGGUUGCGCUUAAUAAAUUGGAGUGCCAACCCAAAGUAUCCCGAUGUGGAAAUAAGUGUUAUAAUUACAUUCCAUAUCCAGAUAGCCUGUGUGUGUGUG
Messenger RNA from Neoarius graeffei (lesser salmon catfish), 4472 nucleotides. RefSeq names its product solute carrier family 8 member 4b (gene slc8a4b). Bases 111 to 2867 code for a protein of 918 amino acids. NCBI's taxonomy places the organism in Eukaryota, Metazoa, Chordata, Actinopteri, Siluriformes, Ariidae. The record is from RefSeq and is a predicted model, not a curated record. Gene Ontology annotation, biological process: sodium ion transmembrane transport; cell communication; calcium ion import across plasma membrane. Gene Ontology annotation, cellular component: sarcolemma; postsynapse; axon. The transcript has 9 exons. Gene Ontology annotation, molecular function: calcium:sodium antiporter activity.